GUAGGAGGGGGGGCGGGGAACCUUGGUUGAGGCGACCGGGGCUGUUAGGCACCCUCGACUGGCGGCGGCGGCUUCUGGUGCGGCGGGGCGCUCGGCCAGCUUUCCAGGUCGGAACGGAACGCCUGGCUUCUCGGGCCCCGCCCGGAAAGUUUGCAGCGGAGCGGCGACCUCCCGGCCGGCGCGGCCCAGCAUGAAGCGGCGCUGAGGAGCCGCCGCGGCCGCCUGAAUUGGAGCCGCAGCACCGGGGGCCACGCCGAUGACUACUGCAAACUGUGGCGCCCACGACGAGCUCGACUUUAAACUCGUCUUCGGCGAGGACGGGGCACCAGCGCCGGUGUCCCAGGUCUCGCGGCCUGCAGAUCUUGAGCCAGAUGAUUGUGCAUCCAUUUACAUCUUUAAUGUAGAUCCACCUCCAUCUACUUUAAACUCAUCACUUGGCUUACCACAUCAUGGACUGCUGCAGUCUCACUCCUCUGUUUUGUCACCAUCAUUUCAGCUCCAAGGUCACAAAAAUUAUGAAGAAACUGGUGAUAUUUCUGAAUCUAAAUAUAGCCCAUUAGGUGGUCCCAAACCCUUUGAGUGCCCAAGUAUUCAAAUUACAUCCAUCUCUCCUAACUGUCAUCAAGGAACAGAUGCACAUGAAGACGACCUACAGAUAAAUGACCCAGAAAGGGAAUAUUUGGAAAGACCUUCUAGAGAUCAUCUCUACCUUCCACUUGAGCCAUCCUACCGGGAGUCAUCCUUUAGUCCUAGUCCUGCCAGCAGCCUUUCUUCUAGGAGCUGGUUCUCAGAUGCAUCUUCUUGUGAAUCUCUCUCACACAUUUAUGAUGAUGUGGACUCAGAGUUGAAUGAAGCUGCUGCUCGAUUUACUCUCGGCUCACCUCUGACUUCUCCAGGUGGCUCUCCAGGAGGCUGUCCUGGAGAAGACUCCUGGCAGCAACAGUAUGGACCUGGACACUCCUUGUCACCUCGGCAAUCUCCUUGCCACUCGCCUAGAUCCAGUAUCACUGAUGAGAAUUGGCUGAGCCCCAGACCAGCCUCAGGACCCUCAUCAAGGCCCACUUCUCCCUGUGGUAAACGACGGCACUCUAGUGCUGAAGUGUGUUAUGCUGGUUCCCUUUCACCCCAUCACUCACCUGUUCCUUCCCCUGGCCACUCCCCUAGGGGAAGUGUAACAGAAGAUACCUGGCUUACUGCUUCUGUCCACACUGGAUCAGGCCUUGGCCCUACACCUUUCCCAUUUCAGUACUGUGUCGAGACUGAUAUCCCUUUGAAAACAAGGAAGACUUCUGAAGAUCAAGCUGCCAUACUACCAGGAAAAUUAGAGGUCUGUUCAGAUGAUCAAGGGAGCUUAUCACCAUCCCGGGAGACUUCAGUAGAUGAUGGCCUUGGAUCUCAGUAUCCUUUAAAGAAAGAUUCAUCUGGUGACCAAUUUCUUUCAGUUCCUUCACCCUUUACUUGGAGCAAACCAAAGCCUGGCCACACCCCUAUAUUUCGCACAUCUUCAUUACCUCCAUUAGACUGGCCUCUACCAACUCACUUUGGACAAUGUGAAUUGAAAAUAGAAGUGCAACCUAAAACUCAUCAUCGAGCCCAUUAUGAAACGGAAGGUAGCCGUGGGGCAGUGAAAGCCUCUACUGGUGGUCACCCUGUUGUGAAGCUCCUGGGCUAUAGUGAAAAGCCAAUAAAUCUACAGAUGUUUAUUGGAACAGCUGAUGAUCGAUAUUUACGACCUCAUGCGUUUUACCAGGUGCAUCGUAUUACUGGAAAGACAGUUGCUACUGCAAGUCAAGAGAUAAUAAUUGCCAGCACAAAAGUUCUUGAAAUUCCACUCCUACCCGAAAAUAAUAUGUCAGCCAGUAUUGACUGUGCAGGUAUUUUGAAACUUCGAAAUUCAGAUAUAGAACUUCGAAAAGGAGAAACUGAUAUUGGCAGAAAGAAUACUAGAGUACGACUGGUAUUUCGUGUGCACAUCCCACAGCCUAGUGGAAAAGUCCUUUCUCUGCAGAUAGCGUCUAUUCCUGUUGAGUGCUCUCAGCGAUCUGCUCAAGAGCUCCCUCAUAUUGAGAAGUACAGUAUCAAUAGUUGCUCUGUCAAUGGAGGCCAUGAAAUGAUUGUGACUGGAUCUAAUUUUCUUCCAGAAUCCAAAAUCAUUUUUCUUGAAAAAGGACAAGAUGGAAGACCUCAUUGGGAGGCUGAAGGAAAAAUAAUCAGAGAAAAAUGUCAAGGGGCUCACAUUGUCCUUGAAGUUCCUCCCUAUCAUAACCCAGCAGUUACAGCUGCAGUGCAGGUGCACUUUUAUCUGUGCAAUGGCAAGAGGAAAAAAAGCCAGUCUCAACGUUUUACUUACACACCAGUUUUGAUGAAGCAAGAACAAAGAGAAGAUACUGAUUUGUCUUCAGUUCCAUCCUUACCUGUGCCUCAUUCUGCCCAGACCCAGAGGCCUUCCUCAGAUUCAGGGCACACACAUGACAGUGCAUUGUCAGCAUCGAGAAGCUUGAUUUGUCCAAUCCAGCCAGCAUAUGCAUCUUUAAUAACCUCAUCCCAUUUGCCACAGUUGCAGUGUAGGGAUGAGGGUGCUGGUAAAGAACAGCACAUAAUACCAUCUUCAGUCAUGCACCAGCCUUUUCAAGUUACAUCAACAUCUCCUAUGGGGUCUUCCUAUCAGUCUAUACAAACUAAUAUGUAUAAUGGACCAACUUGUCUUCCUAUGAAUCCUGCCUCUAGUCAAGAAUUUGAUCCAGUUUUGUUUCAGCAGGAUGCAGCUCUUUCUAGUUUAGUAAACCUUGGCUGUCAACCAUUGUCACCAUUUCAUUCUUCAAAUUCAGAUGCAACAGAACAUCUCUUAGCACAUUCACCUCAUUCUGUGCAAGCACCACCUCAUCUGCAGUCAAUGGGAUUCCAUUGUUCAAACACAGGACAAAGAUCUCUUUCUUCUCCAGUGGCAGACCAGGUCACAGGUCAGCCUUCUUCUCAUUUACAACCUAUUACAUACUGUCCUUCACAUCCAGGAUCUGCUACAGCAGCUUCCCCAGCAGCCUCUCAUCCCCUGGCUAGUUCACCGCUUUCUGGGCCAUCAUCCCCUCAGCUGCAGUCUAUGCCUUAUCAAUCUCCUAGCUCAGGAACAGCCUCAUCACCAUCUCCAGCUACCAGAAUGCAUUCUGGACAGCAUUCAACUCAAGCACAAAGUACAGGCCAAGGAGGUCUUCCUGCACUUUCAUCCUUAGUAUGCCACAGUUUGUGUGACCCAGCCUCAUUUCCACCUGGUGGGGCAGCUGUGAGCAUUAAACCUGAACCUGAAGAUCAGGAACCUAACUUUGCAACCAUUGGUCUACAGGAUAUCACUUUAGAUGAUGACCAGUUUAUGUCUGACUUGGAACACCAGCCAUCAGGUUCAGCAGUGAAAUGGCCUAAUCACAGUGAGCUCUCAUGUCCAGCUCCUUUCUGGAGAAUCUAGAGGUGAACGAGAUAAUUGGGAGAGACAUGUCCCAGAUUUCUGUGUCCCAAGGCCCAGAGGUGAGCAGAGAUGCUCCUGUCCCACGUCCCAAGUCCCCAGAUAUAGGAAGAUCUGAUGGGCUCUAACAGUGCUCACUGCAGCUUUGUGCCCACUACCUGCUUCUCUCUUGGACCUUGGGUUUCCAACCAGACUUCAGAACCUGUUCCAGGAGUUGGACUCUGUGGGAAAAGCAGCAUUCCUCCAUCUCAAUCAAGCCUUGGGCAAAUUUUGUAAAAGAACAGGAACAGCAUAAGCUGUUUAAGCUGUGGGAAAAUGAGCUUUGCUUUUUUUUAUAUAUUUAAAUAGGAUACUUUUGUAUGAUGGGUGCUUUGAGUACGAAUGCAGCAGGCUCUCUAUUUCAGAGGUGCUGCUCCUGCAGGUGACCUGGUUGCAUAGCUAGGGUUAGUCAUUUGUACUGCUUUCUGGUCAUUUGAGAGCCCUUUAGUCUUGAUGAUAUUUUUAAAAUAUGAAAUUUUGAUAAAACCUUCCAGAGGCAGACAAAAAAAAUUAUCCUAGGCCCACACUUACACCUCAAAAACUUAGCAUGCAUACUGAAGCCUUUCAUAGAUUCAUAGGAAGUAAAGCCAAAUGUAGCUCAUACUCUUUAUAAAAAGUACAAUGUUAGGUAAGUCAAGAAGAGACCAUUCCAUCAUUGAAGUGUUGGAAUACGAAUACAUUCCAGAGCAUAGUCUUUCUGUAACUUUAGAUAGUCCUCAAGCAGUCUCUCCACUAGCUCCAUGUUCAAGCCGUUUUCUUCCCUCAGGACCUUGGGUAAAUUGUCAUUUGUAAGGUGAAUUUCAAAGGUAGGAUUUUAGCUUGGGUAGUUAUUUUCUACCCACCUAACUUUUGAAGUGGGAGCACCUGCCACGAGUCUGUAGUCUUUGAAGCCAGUCUCCUGAUAGUUUAGGAUUUGCAGUUUUAACUCAGGCUGGCAGUGUCAGGAGCUAAGUAUGAAUGAACUGUGUACUAGGAGGGGCAGAGAAAAUGCAGGACUCCAGAUAAGAAGACUUAAGAUUCCCCAUGGCAUGGAAGGCUUAUCUCCUAUUCUGUUUACAGCCUGCAAUGACUCUGUCCCACAGUGUCCUGACUGUAUGAUCUAAAAACCAGCCUUUUCUCCAGAAGGCUUUGAGGCACAUCCAAAAAUGAGGUGGUGUCAUAGACCUGUCCUUCCACACCAAAGACACCCUGGUGCUGCUGCUGGUGAGGCUUAUGUCCGAGGCAGGGGCCAGCAGAAACUCCAGCCUGCUGUCUACCAAAGGAGGUGCCCCAGUUGGGGACUGUUCCCAAACCCUGCCUUUACCCUUCCCUUUUAAAGUCCCUGAAUUUUACAGUAUGUUUUCAAAUUAAAUAGUGUACUUUUUCAGGAAGCAAAUUGAGUGCCUACAAGUGAGACACUGUGCUGCACUGGCUAAAGACUCAAUGCUGUUACUCUAGGGGAUUGUGACCCUUGAUGGCAGGGCUUUCUUUACUAAGGCUACAUCAGGCCUAAGCAGGGUCUAGCCUGUUGCCCACCACCUCUAGUGAGCAGGGUAGGAGAUACUGAUUCAGAAUGAGGGAAAUAUGUGUUUGUUUUUAACACAAUGCUUUAGAUGUCUCCCCUCAAACUAGUUAGAAAACAGUCUGUCAGCAAAUUGCUCUGGCCACUCCUGGAGCUGGAUAUUUUCCAAAUUUCUCUGAAAGCGAGUUUUAUAUCAGUGAGUGUGGAUAGUGAAAUUUGCUUUAGGGCCUAUGGUUGGUAGUCCACAGCUUCUACAGGGCAUUGGCCUCUCAGGUGAACUUGCAGAGACUUGGCCAAAUUUGCUUCCACCCUCUUUCCCCUGGGGUAGCUGCCUCAUGUUGGGUCAUUGCAAGACCCCUUGGGGGUGCUGCUUUGCUGCCUUCAAGAAUAAAAGCCUCUAUGAUCCAGAGUUGCUAUGCACCAAAUUUUGAUGCCUUUUAAAUACCUUGAUGCCUGUAGCAUUAGAGAUGCUUUCCUAUUUAAAACAGGUUAGAUUUUCAAAUAGAGCUUUGUAUUCUAUGUAACGGUUUUAUAUUAGCUUUGUAUAAGCUUUCAUGUAAGAGUCAUAUUUUUUGGCUUUGUAGAUAAAGACUUAAAUUUUUGUGCAAAAUUGUGAUGGUAAAGCACACAUCCAUUGGACUAUGCAAAUUGAUUUCUAGUAGCAGCACUGAGCAGCUGGGCAUUUCCUAGCACACACACUUUCCCCUCACCUGUACUACACCUUGGGGUGAGGAACGAAGGAGCAGCCUUCUGUUUACUAGAGAGGCAAGAAACAUGCUGAAAACAUUAAAAAGAGAUGUUUGGGUUUGUAUGUGGUGCUGCUGCCCUGGGUACAACCCACCACCACCCAGGACCAGGACCAGCCAAUAUCAUCAGACCUCUGCUGGACCUAGCCGGGAGGCCCAGUUUUUAAUAUGUAGAACACAUGGUCAUCUUUAAGGCUCAGAUGAGCUCAAGUUGAAACUGUGUUUUAUAGAGCGGAUGUUUAGGUGAAGGAAUUGGUUCUCAGUUAUGUUUACAGCACUUGGAAUUGUGUUUUCUUGUACAUUUUGUAUUUUAAAAUCUUUUAUAGGAGUGCAGUGCUCCUUACACAAAUACAAAGGGAAGACGAGCCAGCAGUUCAGGCUCCUCCUCGGUUACAGUGCUGAAAUAAUAAACAGUAACGAUCAACAGUGUCCUUGAAAUCUCAGUUUCUCUCCAGACGGGGCUGGCGUGAAACCCUUCGGGCCAGAGCUAAGGGCCCUGUGACUUGUUAAAAGUCUGCUUCAUCAGGAAUUUUCAUUUACUUUACAGAGAAGAUAGAGUUCAAAAUUCCUUCUAGGAUGAGUUCUGCAUCCUUUAAUGGAUGCAAAGGACACGCCACAGUGUUUGCUGGGGUCUAGACAACUGAUCUUCCAAGGUGUCGCCAAGAAAACCUUGACAAGAGUCCCCUUUAGAGUUAACCUGAGUUUGCAAGUGCUACUUGCCCUCUGGUGUUCUCUGGGGAUAUUGCAGCAGCACAAUUUAGAAUAACUGGGGGGGUGGGGUUGUGGUAGGGGAGUAUACAGCCUUGGCUGGAUUAGAAUUGACUGUGUAGACCAAACUAGAUUUGGACUUAAAAGAGUCUUCCUCUCUGUGUCUCCUGAGUGCUGGGUUACAGGCAUAAACCAUCACAUCCAGCUGCUGAUUUUGCCAUCCGAAGCUCCUUGGUUCUGGCUGGAGAGGGCUUAUUUAAGGCCAUCUCUGGCGCUUUGUUUCUGAAGUCCAAGUAUCCUGAGCGUGGGUGCUGACUCACUGCUGUCCUGCCUCUCGGAAGGAUAGGGAGAGUAGAGCACUGGGGUCUCAGGCUCAGGUGGAUACCCACACAGGCCUGUUGUGCACCCUUCAACCAGAUCAAAGGCUUCCUGGGUGUCAUGCCAUCACAACCCCAGUCCUGCCUGUAAGGUGGCCAUCAUCUUUAGGGUAAGCAGGCAGAGAAACAAGGGUGUAUGGGAGGAAGCAGAAUGGUGCUGAGCUUGAUCUUUUCCUGGUGCCUUUGAGAGCUUUGACAAGCCAGAAAGAAGCCGCUGGAUCGAGGGCAUUCUGGACUCAGGAAAGGCAUGUUAGCUGGGGACAUCAGCUCACU
Microtus ochrogaster (prairie vole) is the source of this 7098-nucleotide messenger RNA. RefSeq names its product nuclear factor of activated T cells 3 (gene Nfatc3). Gene Ontology annotation, cellular component: transcription regulator complex. NCBI's taxonomy places the organism in Eukaryota, Metazoa, Chordata, Mammalia, Rodentia, Cricetidae. Gene Ontology annotation, biological process: cytokine production; regulation of transcription by RNA polymerase II; calcineurin-NFAT signaling cascade. Gene Ontology annotation, molecular function: DNA-binding transcription factor activity, RNA polymerase II-specific; RNA polymerase II cis-regulatory region sequence-specific DNA binding; transcription factor binding. The record is from RefSeq and is a predicted model, not a curated record.